AUGUCCGCUCCCAGCCCAAUGAUCUUAUCGGGUGACUCCGCCAUGUUCGAGUCCGAAGAUUUAUUUACUCCUCACGCCAACCAGCACUUCAACCUUUUCGAAGGCCAAGAUGCUGUUGCCUCUGUCGAAAAGAGAGCCAUCGAUCCGCCACUCGGAUCCAUGCCAAACUACAAGUCGUCUGCUGCCGAUGCCCACAAUGUGGAAGUGACUCCUGCUUCCCCAUUCCAGAUUCAUUCCAGCGACCAGACUCCUAUGUUUGACGAGUUAGACUUCAUCGUGGAGGGCUCCAAGAUCAACUCCAAGGACGAUUGGGUGUCACUCUUCGGAAACGAAGAGUCCAUGGCUCCAAUUGGAGAAUCUGUGGCGCCUCCCACUGGAAGUGCUCUCUACGAAACCAGCGAACAGAUUGAAGAGCCAGUCUCUUUGAUUGCUGAAGAACCCGUGGCCCCUGUCGUGUCCAAGAGACUGUUCAGCGAGGUCGAGGAGUCUUUGGAAUUCGCUCCAUUCAAGCACCACAAGAAAGAACAGCCUACCCAGUUGUUUACCCCAAACCCAUCAUCCACCCUCCCUACACCCUUGUUGGAUAGCACUGCUAAGCCCAAGAAGGACUCGAGCAAGAAGCUCGACCAUCUUGGGGUUGUCAGCUACUCCAAGAAGCAACGUUCCCAGCCUUUGAUGCCAGUUGAGCUCGACUCAUCUGAUCCUGCUCUGUUGAAGCGUGCCAAGAACACCGAGGCCGCCAGAAGAUCCAGAGCUCGUAAGAUGGAGAGAAUGUCUCAGUUGGAAGAGAAGGUGGAGUCAUUGAUCAAUGACAAGGAAGAGUUGAUUUCCGAGGUUGCCAGAUUGAAGGAGUUGUUGAUGGCCAACGGCAUACAGUCGUAG
Molecule: messenger RNA, 882 nt
Organism: Suhomyces tanzawaensis NRRL Y-17324
Lineage: Eukaryota; Fungi; Ascomycota; Pichiomycetes; Serinales; Debaryomycetaceae
Gene: GCN4
Product: amino acid starvation-responsive transcription factor
Exons: 2
Coding region: 1-882 (293 amino acids)
Biological process (GO): positive regulation of cellular response to amino acid starvation
Cellular component (GO): transcription regulator complex
Molecular function (GO): DNA-binding transcription factor activity, RNA polymerase II-specific; RNA polymerase II cis-regulatory region sequence-specific DNA binding
Source: RefSeq, a predicted model, not a curated record